AUGUCCAGGGAAGUUAUGAGGCUGGAAGAGCAGCAUGAGAUUAGAUUUGUGCAAUCAAGCCCAUACUUUUCUCAGGCCAAUGGACAAGCAGAAGCCACCAACAAGGUACUCAUCAGCAUCAUCAAGAAAAUGACAGAUAGCAAUCCAAGGAACUGGCAUGAAAAGUUGUCCAAAGCACUUUGGGCAUAUAGAACAUCGAGAAGAAAUGCUAUUGGAAUCACUCCUUUUGCCUUGACUUAUGGGCAAGAUGUGUGUUACUAG
This is a messenger RNA of Prunus armeniaca (apricot), 261 nucleotides long. NCBI's taxonomy places the organism in Eukaryota, Viridiplantae, Streptophyta, Magnoliopsida, Rosales, Rosaceae. The record is from the annotation of a GenBank genome assembly.